Messenger RNA from Ailuropoda melanoleuca (giant panda), 4020 nucleotides. RefSeq names its product cholinergic receptor muscarinic 3 (gene CHRM3). The record is from RefSeq and is a predicted model, not a curated record. Gene Ontology annotation, molecular function: G protein-coupled acetylcholine receptor activity; G protein-coupled serotonin receptor activity. Gene Ontology annotation, biological process: adenylate cyclase-inhibiting G protein-coupled acetylcholine receptor signaling pathway; positive regulation of smooth muscle contraction; G protein-coupled receptor signaling pathway, coupled to cyclic nucleotide second messenger. Bases 1963 to 3801 code for a protein of 612 amino acids. The transcript has 2 exons. Gene Ontology annotation, cellular component: plasma membrane; synapse; dendrite. NCBI's taxonomy places the organism in Eukaryota, Metazoa, Chordata, Mammalia, Carnivora, Ursidae.
GUGGGGUGUGUGUGUGUGUGUGUGUGUGUGUGUGUGUGUAAUUCACACAAUAAUAUUCCAGCAUCUAUAAUGGACUAUUAUUCAGCCAUAAAGAAGAAGAAAAUCUUCACAUAGAGAGUGUAACACAAAGCGAAAUAAGCCAGAGAAAGACAAAUGCCAUAUGAUUUCACUCAUAUGUGAAAUUUAAGAAACAAAACAAAUGAACAAAGGAGAGCCAAAGAGAGAGAGAGAGAGACAAACCCCAAACAGAUUUUAAGCUAUAGAGAGCACACUGAUGAUUACCAGAGGAGGGGUGGGGGGAUGGGUGAAAUAGGCAAUGGUGAUGAAGCCAUACGCUUGUCCUGAUGAGCAGCGAGUAAGGUAUGGGACAGUUGAAUCACUAUAUUGUACACCUGAAACUAGUAUAACACUACAUGUUAACUACACUGGAAUUAAAAUAUUAAAAAAACAAAUAAAAAGUUAAAGCCCUGAAAAUUAAGAUGCAAUUCAUGUCCAUCAGGUAAAUGAAAAUUACCUUUUAACAAACUAAAAAAGAAAAAGAACCAGUCUUAGUUUAUACUUCGUUUAUGCAAGGGUCCACUUUGGGUUUUCUUGCUCAGGCAUCUCUUCUCUGAGCAGUGGUUUGAUGAUGAUUCCAUCCUUUGGCUCCACCGUGUUCAGAUAGGGUGUCUGCUCUGCAGCCAUUUGGAAGAGAGAGGGAGCAUAUGCAAUCGGUCAUGGGAGCGUGCUGCGUGCCGGGCUUGAGGUGGUGCACGUAGCUUCUGCCGUGGCCCACUGUAGCACCGAGACCCUACCUCAUUACGAAGGAGGCUAGAGAAUGUCAUCAAGCUGUAUGCUCAGGAGGAAGAGAAAAUCAAUUUGAAGAUUAGCCAGUCAAGGCACAGUAUGUAAGCAGUGGGAAGUAUUGCAUAUUUUUUUUCAAGAUUUUAUUUAUUUAUUUCACUGAGAGAGUGAGAGAGAACACAAGCAAGGGGAGCAGCAGAGGCAGAGGGAGAAGCAGACUCCCUGCUGAGCAGGGAGCCUGAUGCAGGGCUUGAUCCCAGGACCCCAAGAUCAUGACCUGAGCCAAAGGCAGACGUUUCACUGACAGCACCCCAGGUGCCCUUGUGCAGAUAUUUUUCCUGUUACUAACCAGAAUAGCACCUUCCCAGCCACCUUGAGUAAGUAUGCAGUUCGUUACAUUUUAAUCUUCUGAAGAUUACUUACGAUACGUAACCUAAACAGAGGCAAACACAAGGCUGUUAGUAGCAGAACUGAAAGUGGAAGACGAGUUCCCUGACCUCUUGCAGAGUAUCAGUUCCUAAGUCACAUUCAUCUCCCUGAGCACAGACACGGUAGAGCCAAGACCAGGCUUGUGCCUCCAAACACAGCUUUACUGACAUGAAAGUCACACUUGGAGACCCAUCUGCUCUGCAGUUACAGAAAAGGUGUGAGUUCGUGGAAAGAACUGUUAAAGAAAAAUGUACAAUGAAAUGAUUCACAUACUCUUGCUUUUAACUAGUAAAAUUGCAGACACACACGCACACACACAAAUACAGGAAGAGAUCCACAGGGAGUCUCUCCUGAAGAAAAAAGUGGGCCGCCCCACAGUUUGUCAGGAUAGGUAGACUUUCUGGAAAAGGGGCGGGCUGAACAGCUCCAGUAAUAUCAUUAAGGAUGCGCGGAAGCGAGGUGAACUGCCAAGAGCGAAUACGUCUAGGUAUCUCUGUCUGCACCUGUAGCUGCCAUAGAAGUGCCGUUGUUGGGGUCCCAGUGUUUCUAAUCAAUUUUAAUUUUAGCUGUCUGAGACAAUGAUACAUUUUCCUGGCCAUCCAAAGAGUUGCUUCACCUUGGGAGAACACGAACCAAACAGAAGUCUUAGUAUCUUAUCUGCCAGCUCUGAGAGCUUGAGGGGAAAAACCCCAAACAUAUUUCAUUAGGCGCAGACACGAAGAUGGUGUGGAAGGGGGGAAACGGGUCCUCAUGGAGUCGGGGAGACAGGAGAGCAGCUUACCGAUCCAGCUGUGGAGACUAUGUCCGAGAAUCACAAUGAGCUGGCUCACUAACAGUACAGCCUCGCCUUUGUUUCCAAACAUCAGCGCGUCCUGGGUGCACGGCCCCUCGGAUGCAGGGCUGCCCCCGGGCACGGCCACCCACUUUGGCAGCUACAACCUCUCUCAAGCAGCUGGGAAUCUCUCCUCUGCCAAUGGCACCGCCGGUGACCCGCUGGGAGGUCACACCAUCUGGCAGGUGGUCUUCAUCGCAUUCUUAACGGGCGUCCUGGCCUUGGUGACCAUCAUCGGCAACAUCCUGGUGAUCGUGGCCUUCAAGGUCAACAAGCAGCUGAAGACGGUCAAUAACUACUUCCUCUUAAGUCUGGCCUGUGCGGAUCUGAUUAUCGGGGUCAUUUCCAUGAAUCUGUUUACCACCUACAUCAUCAUGAAUCGAUGGGCUUUGGGCAACCUGGCCUGUGACCUCUGGCUCUCCAUUGACUACGUGGCUAGCAACGCCUCGGUCAUGAAUCUUCUGGUCAUCAGCUUUGACAGGUACUUCUCCAUCACGCGGCCGCUCACCUACCGAGCCAAACGAACGACAAAGCGAGCUGGCGUGAUGAUAGGCCUGGCGUGGGUCAUCUCCUUCGUGCUCUGGGCCCCCGCCAUCUUGUUCUGGCAGUACUUCGUCGGGAAGAGGACCGUGCCGCCUGGCGAGUGCUUCAUCCAGUUCCUCAGCGAGCCCACCAUUACAUUCGGCACGGCCAUCGCUGCCUUCUACAUGCCUGUCACCAUCAUGACUAUUUUGUACUGGAGGAUCUAUAAGGAAACCGAAAAACGCACCAAAGAGCUCGCCGGGCUGCAGGCCUCGGGGACGGAAGCGGAGGCCGAGAACUUUGUCCCCCCCACGGGCAGCUCUCGGAGCGGCAGCAGCUACGAGCUGCAGCAGCAGAGCCUGAAGCGCUCGGCCAGGAGGCGGUACGGCCGCUGCCACUUCUGGUUCGCCGCCAAGAGCUGGAAGCCCAGCGCCGAGCACAUGGAGCCCGACCACAGUAGCAGCGACAGCUGGAACAACAACGAUGCCGCGGCGUCCCUGGAGAACUCCGCGUCCUCUGACGAGGAGGACAUCGGCUCCGAGACCAGGGCCAUCUACUCCAUCGUGCUCAAGCUGCCGGGUCACAGCACCAUUCUCAACUCCACCAAGUUACCCUCCUCGGACAACCUGCAGGUGCCCGACGAGGAGCUGGGCGCGGCCGACCUGGACAGGAAAGCCGGCAAGCUGCAGGCCCAGAAGAGCGUGGACGACGCAGCCGGCUUCCAGAAGAGCUUCUCCAAGCUUCCCAUCCAGCUGGAGUCGGCCGUGGACACGGCCAAGGCGUCGGAGGCCAACUCGUCGGUGGGCAAGAGCACGGCCACGCUACCUCUGUCCUUCAAGGAAGCCACUCUGGCCAAGAGGUUUGCCCUGAAGACCCGAAGCCAGAUCACCAAGCGGAAGCGGAUGUCGCUCAUCAAGGAGAAGAAGGCGGCCCAGACCCUCAGCGCCAUCCUGCUGGCCUUCAUCAUCACCUGGACCCCCUACAAUAUCAUGGUUCUGGUGAACACCUUUUGUGACAGCUGCAUUCCCAAAACCUAUUGGAAUCUGGGCUACUGGCUGUGCUACAUCAACAGCACCGUGAACCCCGUGUGCUAUGCGCUGUGUAACAAAACAUUCAGAACCACUUUCAAGAUGCUGCUCCUGUGCCAGUGCGGCCGGCACAAGCGGCGGAAGCAGCAGUACCAGCAGAGACAGUCCGUGGUCCUCCACAGGCGCGGGCCCGAGCAGGCCCUGUAGGGGGCGCUGUGCAGCGCGGCGGCCAGACGCACGGGGCCGCCCACAGACCUUAGGAGGGCGCCGGCGGAGGGGGGUGAUUCCCGGGGGCCAUAAAAAUGGGAUUUGUUGCUGUUGUUUUUUUAAUCACCCAGAGAAUGAAGGAAGCUCCCUGUUUACUGACCCAUUCAAUAAGUCCAUUUUAAUACAGAAAGAUACCAAUUCAGCAAAAAAAAAAAAAAA